AUGUUCUCCGCGCGAUGCGCCCGGGCGGGAGCGAGGACGAGCGCGCGCGAGGCGGUGGGGGGGCGACGAGGAUGGAUUCCGCGCGAGGGCGCGGCGGCGUGGACGCGCGCGCGAACGACCGGCGCGCGCGCCGUGAGCGAUGGACGCGAGCUCGACGACGCGGCGAAGGCGAAGAAAGAGCGAGAGUACGCGGUGAAGUGGACGGGAUCACCGGCGGGGGACGAGGACGGGAGGGCGGACGCGGAGCGGACGCGGAGCGGGGACGACGCGAGCGCGCGAGGGGAGAGCUGUUUGCUCGGAGAUGGAAUCUGGAUGCGUCUGCGCGAGGAGGCGAAGAGCGACAUCGAUGGUGAACCGGCGCUGGCGAGUUACCUGUACUCCACCGUGCUCGCGCACAGGAGCAUCGAGGACGUGUUGGCUUUCGUGUUGGCGAACAAGCUGCGGAACAACGUCUUGCUCGAUUCGCAAUUGCUCGAGCUCUUCAGUUCGCAGUACAAAAAGUAUCCCGAGCUCGGAAAGAUGUGCCUUGCGGACAUGCAGGCGGUGUUCGAGCGCGAUCCCGCGUGCGACCGGUACCUGUGCGUCGUGCUCUUCUUCAAGGGGUUCCAAGCGAUUCAGGCGCAGCGCGUCGCGCACUCGCUGUGGCUAGAGGAUCGCAAGGCGCUCAGUUUUCUGUUGCAGAAUCGCAUAUCCGAGGUGUUCCACGUCGACAUCCACCCAGGGGCGGUGCUGGGCAAGGGAAUGAUGAUGGAUCACGCCACGGGCGUCGUCAUCGGCGAGACAGCCGUCGUGGGCGAAAACGUCUCGAUUCUGCACGGCGUCACCCUCGGCGGUACGGGGACGAACAAAGGCGAUCGUCACCCGAAGAUCGGCGACGGCGUCGUCAUCGGGGCUAACGUCACCAUUCUGGGUCCCAUACAUGUCGGAAGCGACAGUAAAAUUGGCGCCGGUUCCGUCGUCUUGGACAACAUUCCCGACGGCUCCACCGCCGUCGGCAUCCCGGCCAAGGUUAUCAAUCGCAGCUCGCCGCAGCAAUCCCAGCCGUCGCUUUCGAUGGAUCAAACGUCGUAUAUCACCGAUUACUUCAUCUGA
Molecule: messenger RNA, 1092 nt
Organism: Ostreococcus tauri
Lineage: Eukaryota; Viridiplantae; Chlorophyta; Mamiellophyceae; Mamiellales; Bathycoccaceae
Product: Serine acetyltransferase, N-terminal
Exons: 1
Coding region: 1-1092 (363 amino acids)
Cellular component (GO): cytosol; cytoplasm
Molecular function (GO): L-serine O-acetyltransferase activity
Source: RefSeq, a predicted model, not a curated record